CCGGGAAACACUCGACGAUUGGCGCAUAAAAUGUUUUCGUCGCUGGCCCUGAGUUCUCGUUCCGUCUCGUUCCAUCCUUCUGGUUGUACGAUGCUCGUGUAAGGCUCGUACCCAAUAUUGCCGCGCCGAACGCGCUGAAGAAGGAUGCUGGGCAUAAGAUGGAGCGACUUUCUUUCGGCGCCGGUGGAAGUCCUGACAACGACCAGAGUGGGUAUAUAAACUGGUAGCUUUGCUCUCUACAAGAAGCAAGUGAUUGAGCGGCCUCCCUCCACUUCACAUCAGAUCCGCACUACCACCACCACCACCAACCGCCAACCGCAACCCAUUCACCAUGAGGCCCCAACACCUCCUCCUCCCCCUCCUUACCGCGCCCCUCUCAUCCGCCUGCCUCAUCUACUCCGCCUGGCAGUCGCGCGGCCUCAGCAACCUCCACGCGACGCUCACCGACAACGGCCAACAAGUCUGCUGGUUCGACGGCGACGGGCCCGACUCCGGCGGCGCAUACCGCUUUAACUGCAUCGCGGCAAAUUUUGCGGCUAUCGUGUACCAGGACGCUUCCACUGGAACACAUAGGGUUCUGUACGCGAACCCUGGGGGGAACUUUGAGUUCACCGCGCUUUUGGGUGGUUCUGGGGGGACGUAUACGUGCGGGCUGAGCGCGGACACGGCAUGCGGUCAAGACUCCGAACAAAUCUUCGUCUCCGUAGCCGUCUUCAUGAUCUUGAGCGCCCUCUUCGCCAGCUCCUCGCUCGUCACCAUCCAGAUGGCCAUCCUCGUCAUGGCGCUGACCCUCGUCGCGGGCGUCUUCGGCCGCGUGACGGCCAUGUGGAUCUCGGCUGUUAUCAUGCGGGACAGACCGGUUCUGCAUCGCGUGGCCAAGCACCAGGACGACGCGAGCGUGUUCAUGGAGGCGGUGCUGCGCAAGGAGGGUAUUGUGUGCGAGGUUAUGGGUCAUGCUGUCAUCGCAGCCAGGUGUGUGAAGAGGAAUCCUAAGUGGACUUGGAGCGCCUUGUUGGGGGUGCUGGCGCGGGCGUUUGACGUGUCGAAGAUUGCGGUAAGGGCGCUUGCGUAG
Messenger RNA from Trematosphaeria pertusa, 1072 nucleotides. RefSeq lists its product as uncharacterized. Bases 332 to 1072 code for a protein of 246 amino acids. Lineage: Eukaryota; Fungi; Ascomycota; Dothideomycetes; Pleosporales; Trematosphaeriaceae. The transcript is spliced from 2 exons. The record is from RefSeq and is a predicted model, not a curated record.